Molecule: messenger RNA, 2622 nt
Organism: Condylura cristata (star-nosed mole)
Lineage: Eukaryota; Metazoa; Chordata; Mammalia; Eulipotyphla; Talpidae
Gene: PDGFB
Product: platelet-derived growth factor beta polypeptide
Exons: 7
Coding region: 521-1249 (242 amino acids)
Biological process (GO): positive regulation of phosphatidylinositol 3-kinase/protein kinase B signal transduction; positive regulation of MAP kinase activity; positive regulation of ERK1 and ERK2 cascade
Cellular component (GO): membrane
Molecular function (GO): platelet-derived growth factor receptor binding; growth factor activity
Source: RefSeq, a predicted model, not a curated record
CCCGCUGUCCGGGCCCCGCGCCAGGGCGCACACGCUCCGGGCCCCCCCACCCGGCCCGGGCGGGAGUUUGCACCUCUCCCUGCCCCGGCACUCGGGCCGGCACUGCAAAGCCAACUUUGGAAAAAGUUUUUUUGGGGAGACUUUGACAUUGAGGUAUCCAGCUCUGCGCUUUCCGACUUCGGGGACCUUUCCAGAAAAUGUUGCAAAAAAGCUAAGCCGGCGGGCAGAGGAAAACGCCUUUAGCCGGCGAGUGAAGACGAACCAUCGACUGCCGCGUUCUUUUUCCUCUUGGAGGUUGGAGUCCCCUGGGCGCCCCCACACGGCUAGACGCCUCGGCUGGCUCGCGACGCAGCCCCCCGGCCGUGGAUGCUCGCUCGGGCUCGGGAUCCGCCCAGGUAGCGGCCUCGGACCCGGGUCCUGCGCCCAGGCCCUCCCCAGCCCCCGCCCCCCACCCUGGCCGCGGGGGCUGCGCGCUCGGUCCACGCGUCCGGGGCCCCGCGGGGCCGGGCCGGGAGUCGGCAUGAAUCGCUGCUGGGCGCUCUUCCUGUCUCUCUGCUGCUACCUACGUCUGGUCAGCGCGGAGGGGGACCCCAUUCCCGAGGAGCUCUACGAAAUGUUGAGUGACCACUCGAUCCGCUCCUUCGAUGACCUCCAGCGCCUGCUGCACGGACACUCCGUAGAUGAAGACGGGGUGGAGCUGGAUAUGAACCUGACCCGGUCCUAUUCUGGAGGCGAGCUGGGGAGCUUGUCCCGAGGGAGAAGGAGCCUAGGUGCCCCGACUGUGGCCGAGCCGGCCGUGAUCGCGGAGUGCAAGACCCGCACCGAGGUGUUCGAGAUCUCCCGGCGCCUCAUAGACCGCACCAACGCCAACUUCCUAGUGUGGCCGCCCUGCGUGGAGGUUCAGCGCUGCUCCGGCUGCUGCAACAACCGCAACGUGCAGUGCCGGCCCACGCAGGUGCAGCUGCGGCAUGUGCAGGUGAGAAAAAUCGAGAUCGUGCGGAAGAAGCCGAGCUUUAAGAAGGUCACAGUGACGCUGGAGGACCACCUGGCAUGCAAGUGUGAAACAGUGGUAUCUGCCCGGUCCGUGACCCGAAGUCCGGGGAGUUCCCAGGAGCAGCGAGCAGCCAGGACGCCCCAAACUCGGGUGACCAUUCGGACGGUGCGCGUCCGCCGGCCCCCCAAGGGAAAGCACCGGAAGUUCAAGCACACGCAUGACAAGAAGGCACUGAAGGAGACCCUUGGGGCCUAGAGGCACUGUGGGAGAGUGCGGGCAGGGUUAUUUAAUAUGGUAUUUGCUGUAUCGCCCCCAUGGGGUCCUUGGAGUGAUAAUAUUGUUCCCCUCGUCCGUCUGUCUCGAUGCCUGAUUCGGACGGCCUAUGGUGCUUUCCCCACCCCUCAAGCGUCUGUCCACCCUCUGCCAGUGAGUCUCCCCUCGGCAGCCUCCAGCCUCUGACCCAGAAGCUCACGAAGGAAAUGAAGGACCUGGACUCCGUCGCUGUCUUCCUCCCCUGACCCGAGCAUCUGGGAUGAGAGCUCAAGAGAGACGGACGGGGUUGCUGUCAGGGGACAGGGGUCCCCUUCCCCAGCGGCCGGCCCAGGCCGCACCUGGGCUCCGUGGACUGGCCCGAAGAGCCCGCAUGUGGCCCUGGCCUCUGGGCGUGGCCUGCCUGGUCCAGGACCUCCCGCCGGCUGUCCAGGGGACGCGCAGGCUGCCGGGGUCCCCGGUACUCCUGUGGCUCAGGGCAGGCGGGGAGCACAGACUGGGGGAGCCCUCCGCGGGGCCGGGCGUCGCCUCCUCUCUCGUCCACCUCUGCCCUCAGUGGCGCCUUCACUUUAUGCAUACGAACCUCGGAAGAAGCGGACAGCCCGGGAGCGCGUGGCCUGAGCACCAGACAGCCGCGAGCGGCGGAGCGUGAGAGGCGAGGCUGGCCCUGGCCCGCCUCCUCCGCCCGCCCUGCCCGGCCUCCUCGCCCGUCUCAUCUCUGCGUCCACCCUGCAUCUUCCUCUCAUCCUGGCCCCUUAGUCUGUUCCGCCAAGGGGAGCCCCUCGUUGAGGCCUCAAAGCGCCCCGUCACUGCUCCGCUGGGCAGAGAACCAGGGCCUGGCCCCAGCGGGGUGCCCGCAGGAGAGCUGCAGGCGGGGCGCCUGUCCCCCCCUGGCUGCGCAGGCUGGCUGUGACACCUCACGGCGGUGCCGGCAGGUGCCGUGCCGGGUCUCGAGGAAAGGGGGCCUGUCUGGCCCUCACACGGCUCUGCACAGGCUGGCUGCGCCCGACCCAGCCUGCGGCCCGGAUGGCUGCCCGGAGCGGCUUCCCUGGUCCAGGGCUCGGUCCCCUCCAGGCAGGUGUGAAGACCCAAGGGAGGGGGCGCCCCUUGCUCCCCAUCUGCACACUCUCCCCGGCUUGGAUCCUUCCGCGUUUCACCUCGGGUGGCUCCUCCCAGGAAACCAGCUCUUGGGCUGGGAGUGGGGGAGAAGAGGGAGAAGGGCCCCAGGCCUCCUAGGGGUGGGGUCUCCGCUCUGUCUCCCUGCCCACCUUCCACUGCACUUUCCCCCUCCCCCUCUCCCAAUCUGCUUCCUUCAGUUUGUAAAGUUGGUGAUUAUAUUUUUGGGGGCUUUCCUUUUA